This is a messenger RNA of Necator americanus (New World hookworm), 1617 nucleotides long. RefSeq lists its product as uncharacterized. NCBI's taxonomy places the organism in Eukaryota, Metazoa, Nematoda, Chromadorea, Rhabditida, Ancylostomatidae. The transcript has 2 exons. Gene Ontology annotation, cellular component: nucleus. Gene Ontology annotation, biological process: chromatin remodeling. The coding region runs from base 1 to 1617 and encodes 538 amino acids. The record is from RefSeq and is a predicted model, not a curated record.
AUGCAAUCAGGCGUUCGAGUGUACGCAUUGGGAACGUACGAGCUAUAUAACCUGCACCGUUAUAUGGCGAAGGCUUCCCAUACAUUGCAAAAAGGUGCUGUCGUCCAACACACUGCCAAAGACCACAACCUGAAAGGUCAACUGCCUGAAGGGAGCAUGGAAUCUUUUGCAACAACCAUUCGUUUCGUCACGCUGAACUGCCGAACACUAUCGAGUGAACUCCAACAAGCCGCUCUCUUCAGACUUCUGCGAUAUCUCUGUGUGCCUUUUGCUGCACUGCAGGAAACACGCAUGAGAGAUCGACCCGUCAUCAGCAUCGAAAAUUACACCAAAUACUGCGGCGAUGCUGAUGAGAACAAAGUAGGUGGCUGCGCGAUAGCUGUGAGGAACGAUUACAAGAACCUGGUGGAGGAAUUUGGCUCAACGUCGUCUAGAUGCGCCUUUCUACGACUGCGGGAUCGCAGAGGACGUAAGCUCUGGAUCGUAAGUGCUCACACACCUACGGAAACCGCUGAGGACAACAGUAAGGACGCCUUCUAUGAUGAACUCAAUGCGUUGAUGUCUAAAAUACCAAGCCAGCAGGUGGUCAUUGUCGGAAUCGACGCAAAUGCGAAGAUGGGACUCGAACAGCAAUCCGAUGUGCUGCGAAAAUGGUAUUAUCCAGCGGAGCGCACGUCGGACAACGGUAACCGUCUGGUCGACUUGUGCGAACAGACGGGCCUCAUCAUCGCGUCCACGUUUAAGAGGAAUCAUCGACGCCAUCAGCUCACGUGGCAGGGGCCCGACUGUGUUCUGGCGAGGAACAUUCCUCAGUCAGAUAUCCGAAAAUCUAGAGCUGUUUGGGACGUCGCGUUCGACUCAGACCACCGUCCAGUUCUUCUCAGCUUCAAGAUACGGUUCCACAAGAGAAACCGAGGAGUUCCUCUCCAUCCGAAAAUCGACAUGGCAGGUCUGAAAGACGAUGAAUGCAGAACAGGAUUCCGCCAACGUGUGUCUAUUCAUGUUGGAGUACGGACCAGAAAGAAGCUUAGCGAUGCGGAUUCCUUCACAAAGUGCAUCCAGGACGCUGCAAGGGAAACGCUCCCGGUUCUAUUGCUGCGGAAGAAGUUUGCCUUUGCAUCUGCGGAAACAAAAUCCACAUACAAUUCUGUAUGUGUCGUGCGCAGCGCUGGUGACUUCAACCAGGAAAAGCGUCUUAGAAGGAAGCUGUGUCGUCAACUGCAACAAGACCGCGAUAACGAGUGGACGUCAAGAGCGAUGGAGUUCGAGAAGGCGUGGGAGGACAGGAACCCGCGGAAAGCCUAUGCUCUACUAGAACAGUAUAGCGACAAAAUGAAAAGAUGUUCCCCUGUCCUCAACACUGCCAAUGGGGUAGUUGUCUGUGAAGCAACCCUUCCAGUUUGGAAGGAACACUUCAAGACCUUGCUGAACCGGCUAGCACCGUCAGCCCCUGAACUCGAACACGUUCAUAGACCGACAUACGCAGUUAACGAGAAGCCACCGACCGUGUCGGAGUUCCUGGUCUGUAUUCAAAAAAUGAAGAAUGGAAAAUCUGGCGGAGACAACAGGAUUAGCGCAGAAAUGCUAAAAUAUCUUCCUCCGUCUGGGGACUCGUGA